AUGAACCACAGCAUUGUUACUGAGUUCCUGGUUCUGGGCCUCACCAAAAACCCUGCACUCCAGGGAAUUCUCUUCUUUGUGUUUCUCUUCAUCUACCUGGUGGCGUUCCUGGGCAAUACACUCAUUGUGGUGGCCACCAUCUACAACGCCACCUUGCACACCCCCAUGUACAUUCUCCUUCUGGCUCUGGCCAUCGUGGACAUUGUCUGCACCACGACCAUCAUACCAAAGAUGCUGUGGGCCAUGCUGACAUCAAAAAAGACCAUUUCUUAUGGGGGCUGCAUGUCCCAACUCUUCUUCUUCACGUGGUCCCUGGGGGCUGAGAUGGUUCUCUUCACCACCAUGGCCUAUGACCGCUACGUGGCCAUCUGCUUCCCCCUCCACUACAGCACCAUCAUGAACCACUACAUGUGUGCAGCCUUGCUCAGCAUUGUCAUGGCCAUUGCAAUCACCAAUUCCUGGGUGCACACAGGUCUUAUCCUGAGGCUGACUUUCUGUGGGCCAAACACGAUUGACCACUUCUUCUGUGAGAUACCCCCGCUGCUGGCUCUGUCCUGCAGCCCAGUGAGAAUCAACGAAGUGAUGGUAUACGUGGCAGACAUCACUCUGGCCGUAGGAGACUUCACCCUCACGUGCAUCUCCUAUGCCUUCAUCAUCGCUGCCAUCCUCCGCAUCCGCACCACAGAAGGCAAGAAGAAGGCCUUCUCCACCUGCUCCUCCCACCUCAUAGUGGUGUCCCUGUAUUAUUCUCCCGUCAUCUACACCUACAUCCGCCCUGCUUCCAGCUACACAUUCGAGAAGGACAAGGUGGUGGCUGCACUCUACACUCUCGUGACACCCACGUUAAACCCCAUUGUGUAUAGCUUCCGGAACAAAGAGAUGCAGACAGGGAUUAGGAAGGUGUUCUCAAUUCUGAAGCUCUAG
Chinchilla lanigera (long-tailed chinchilla) is the source of this 924-nucleotide messenger RNA. RefSeq names its product olfactory receptor 13G1. Gene Ontology annotation, biological process: G protein-coupled receptor signaling pathway. The record is from RefSeq and is a predicted model, not a curated record. The coding region runs from base 1 to 924 and encodes 307 amino acids. NCBI's taxonomy places the organism in Eukaryota, Metazoa, Chordata, Mammalia, Rodentia, Chinchillidae. Gene Ontology annotation, cellular component: membrane. The transcript has a single exon. Gene Ontology annotation, molecular function: G protein-coupled receptor activity; olfactory receptor activity.